GAGAGUCUGUCUCAUCCACGUCUUCAAGGACCCCUCGUGGCUCCAUGAUCCAGUGUCCCAUCCCAUCCCAUAACCCAACACCCCCACAUAAACUAACCCCAUUCUUUAAACAAGGACCUCAGGCUUUCAGCAGGUACAGUCUAGGGUCCAGGGACAGGCAUGGCUGAUAAACUCGGAGCGGCAGGUGCGGCAGAUGAGCCCAGCACCCUGAACAUCUUCUCUCUGCUGGAGAGGGUGUCUGGAAUCAUAGACAACGUACAGGCGUGCCAGCAACGUAUGGAGGAGAGACAGCUGGAGCUAGAGAAAACUGUGAAGACCAUCCAGACGGACGUCGUGAAGCUGACGAAGGAGCACACGGCCACGAGCACCAGCGUGGAGAAACUUUUGGAGAAAACGCGCAAGGUCAGCUGCCACGUCAAGGACGUCCGUGUCCGCGUGGAGAAGCAGAACAUUCGGGUUAAGAAAGUGGAGGAGACGCAGGUCGAGUUGCUGAACAAGAACAAGUUCCGUGUGGUCAUCUAUCAGGGAGAUAAUGAGGUCCCAGCUGUAGCCGCCCCCAAAGCAUCUCCAAAGGGCGCCUCCGGCGGAGACAUCUCUGUGGACCCAGACACAUUAGAGAUCCCACUCCCCGACUCCGAUGAGGAAUACAUGGUCGUCGAGGAGGCCCACGACUCCACCGCCACCAGACUAAAGAAGACCGGCCUGAAGCGCAUCGAAAGCCUGAAGCAAACCUUCUCGAGAGAGAACAUGACCAAGACCAAGGAUAACCUGGGUACUAAGGUCAACAAGCUGGGCGAGCGCAUGGUGCCGACCGAACGUCGUGAGAAAAUCCGCCAGUCGGGCGAACGGCUGAAAGAAACCAUCACCAAGACCGUGCCGGCAAAGCUGAACCUGAAAAAAGAGCGGACGGUGGCCGAAGGUCAGGAAGGAGCAGAGGGGACCACAGAAGGAACAGCACCUGUCCCGCCACCGAAGGGUCGGAAGGCCAGUCCUAACUUGGCCUACACGGAGCCGGCAGUGAAAGAUGGUGCGGGCGAGGGUAAGGGCGAGGAAGCGGAAGUGCCGAUGUACGAUAUGAAACAGCUUUCUUAAGCAGCGAGUGAGACUGAGAAAAACAAAUCACAUUUUGUGAAAGACUGAUGUGUAGAUAUUUGAUGAUGAAGAACUUGAAGGUGAAAUGACAGGGCCGGUUUGGAGACCGUGCUGUUGGACAAACAGUGGACGAAUUGAGAAAGUUGAACACUACACACAAUAUAUAUUUUUCUUUGGAUUUUCUUGUUUACAGUUAUUAUGGACUCUGAAAAAUGGAAGAAUUGUGGAUGUCUCACCAAAGUAAUAAAAUAAAUAGCGAAUGGUUUUUAAUUUUACAGGUGAACUUUGUAUUUUUUGUUUUGCUGGUCACUUGAUAUCAACAUAGAGAAAAUGUAUAGAAAACAAAGCGUUUUAGAUAACUUUUUUGAUAUGGUAAAAAUAUUUAGUGCACAUUUUAGGAAUGAACAUAGUAAGACAGUUGGUGUAUACUGGACUUAAUAUGGAGAACUUCUAAUAUGUUCUGAUAUAUAUAUAUAUAUAUAUAUAUAUAUAUAUAUUCUAGUGUCGAUUGACAUUCAGCAUGAGCUGUCAAUGAUAAAUGAUGUAAUUUUAUUUUUAAUUUAGACGUUGUAGUUGAUUUGUGGAUUAUUUAGUAUGCAUUGAUGGGGAUAACAAGCCGUUUUCAUCAACUUUUGCAAUCUAACUUUGAUGAUCAAUCAUCACUAUUUAGCUUAAAUAAAUUAAAUGUAAACACGU
Triplophysa dalaica is the source of this 1788-nucleotide messenger RNA. It is a transcript of the gene cavin4b, whose product is annotated as caveolae associated protein 4b. The record is from RefSeq and is a predicted model, not a curated record. NCBI's taxonomy places the organism in Eukaryota, Metazoa, Chordata, Actinopteri, Cypriniformes, Nemacheilidae. Gene Ontology annotation, cellular component: cytoplasm; caveola. The transcript is spliced from 2 exons. Gene Ontology annotation, biological process: regulation of gene expression. Bases 160 to 1092 code for a protein of 310 amino acids.